CUCAUGGAGUUUCAGGAAUAUUUGCAAAAGCAAUUGAACAUAUUCAAUUAUCAUUUACACUCCGAUUAUGGCCUGCUGAUCAAGACGGCAACUUGCAUUGCCUUUGGAGCACUCUGUGGCUGGCUAAUGGGCAUCGUAACUUGGAUGCUUUAUAAGAUAGCGAAAUGGCUGGAAGUACUGCCUGUGACUGAGUACAACUAUCAGGAUGAUGAUUUGGAUUUGGAUUCACAAACAGAUAUUGGGUAUAAUAUCCAGCCUGAAAGCUCUAUAGCCACUUUAAUAGCAAGGCAACAACAAGGGCAGCAUUAGAAUCGCCUGUCAUUGAUCCUUUGAGUGUGUGCGAUAAAGUUCAAGACGCGAGCAAUAAAAAAAUGCUUUUUGCUCGCUUAAAAUUCCUCUUAGACUGUCUCAAGUGGCAGGCGAUUUGAUACUGCCGAUACUGUGGCAGAAUAAGUAUUUCGCAACUGACUGCCGCAAACUCAUUAGCAGAUUUAUAUAUUUUAUCAAUGUUGCAGCGCUUUAAAUUCAAUUACUCAUACGCCACGUAGCAAGCAAGACCACAUGAAAAGCAGCUCCACACUUGGCAUGUGUGCUUGCUUUGAACAUUGCUGCAGGCUUGCAAUAUUUAAUAAACCAUAUCUUUUAUUCUUA
Molecule: messenger RNA, 651 nt
Organism: Drosophila grimshawi
Lineage: Eukaryota; Metazoa; Arthropoda; Insecta; Diptera; Drosophilidae
Exons: 1
Coding region: 4-309 (101 amino acids)
Source: RefSeq, a predicted model, not a curated record